Molecule: messenger RNA, 1764 nt
Organism: Maniola jurtina (meadow brown)
Lineage: Eukaryota; Metazoa; Arthropoda; Insecta; Lepidoptera; Nymphalidae
Exons: 7
Coding region: 243-905 (220 amino acids)
Source: RefSeq, a predicted model, not a curated record
UGGUAAAAAGACGUCAAGGUUGCUGUCAAGGCGUUUUAUAAUGAAAGAAUGAAACAUGAAUGAAACCUGAAAAUUGAGACAAAAAUUAACAAUUAUUCAACAUGCUAUGCGCCUUGUAUUCAAUAAAAAAUUAUCCACAAUAUUUUAAAAAUGUGAAGACAAUUGUCUGACCUAGCCAUUUCAGAUGUACGUUGAUGUGAGAUGUGUAUUUACUACACGUUUUAAAACACAAUACAUCUCAAAUGUGUUCCUGCAGAGCAAUGCCCACUCAAAUAGAAUGUUAUAUGGACGAACUGAUCGACUGCUUCGAAGACUUUGUGAAGAAGUCCCUCAUUGUCAUAUCGGUUGGGAUAGCGGCUAUCGUUGGCUUGCUUUUGUAUUUGCUGAAAGUGGUCUCGUAUCGCCCUCCAAGCAAUAUCAUUACUGAGAGUGCAGCCAAUGAUAAUAAUAAUAAUCAGACCGGAAGUAUGGGUUUGGAAGAGACCAAAAACCAAAAACGCCUUUUUAACUUUAAAUUACUACAGAAAAAAAGUUCGCGCCAAGGAAGCAACACCUCCCUCAGUAAAGGAAGCUCAACAAAAAUUGUUACUGAUGUAAAUACUGUUUCGGGUCACAUAAAUACAUCGCCCUUGACGAAAAAGCUAAGCUUUGAUGAAAAAGUUUUAAGAGACGUCGGUCUAACUUCAUGUUCAAAACUCCACACUUGUGAAAGGACUAACAGCCAUAGCUAUAUACCGUGCAGGGUUCCUGUCUCCUCCAAGUCUCCAACAAAUCGUAAAUCUGAUCACGCUAUUCGAUCCACUCAAAGUAAAAAUUAUAUACCUGCACCGUUGCCAAUUUGCCCAAAAAGCCCUAAGAAAGGCUCCUGUUGUUCAAUUUGCUGCGAGGAUCAACCAUUAUCAUAGAAAAUCUAAUAAACAAUUAACAUAGAAAUUAAUGCAAAAAUAUAUUUGAGCUAGCACUACGUCCAAAACCUAGUUUUAUUAAAUGUCAUGAACUUAAACAAACUAUUGUGUCUUGGCGUGACGUGAUUGGCGUACUCUGUCGUGGCUUGGCACGUUGACGCUCGAGGUGCACUCUGAUUGGUCGAUUGUUAUCAUUAAUCACGACACCCGACAGAUUGCGACACAUUACAACACAGUAGUAUGUUUGCACCUUUAUGAUUAAAAAUUGCAGUCGAAUUCUUAUAAGGGUCAUAGCACACACGAUCUCUUAGCAUCAACGACGGGCGUUUUAGUUGUGUUUCGGAAGCUCGAUGUCACGAUUGAACGUUCGAAUGCCAAUGCACACCUACAAUUUCUAUAGUCGCAGCGAUCAUGUCUGAUUUGCACGAGUUCGAUACGAUAAAACGCGUAAUUUUUGUACGGCGAUCGAACGCAGAAAUUUGUCAAAACGCGAUGCAGUCGUGAAAUCGCUUAUCGGAAAUGCUACAAGAAUCGUAACUAUGUGCUAGGGCCCUUAGGUGGGUCUCUUUAUCGAUCAUCUGUUUGGUACAGAGGUAUGAGUAGCUUAUAUCCCGUACAAAAUCCUAAAGGAUAGAGUCCCCUUAGGAUUUUCACAAAACCUAAAUCCACCCGAACGAAGUCGUUGACUUGAUCUAAAAGAAGAAACCCAAUUUUGUCGAUUCAUUUAUAUGCCUACAUAUACCUACCUACCUAUUAUAUAAUGAGGCGCAUAGAAUGUUGUAGGUACACAUUGUGCUUUGUUUGUGUCAAAAUUCGACCUAAAUUGUGUAAUUCGAAAAUAAAUACACUGUUACCUGAA